Molecule: messenger RNA, 470 nt
Organism: Triticum aestivum (bread wheat)
Lineage: Eukaryota; Viridiplantae; Streptophyta; Magnoliopsida; Poales; Poaceae
Product: protein NONRESPONDING TO OXYLIPINS 2, mitochondrial-like
Exons: 3
Coding region: 1-267 (88 amino acids)
Source: RefSeq, a predicted model, not a curated record
AUGCUGCUGCUAUUCAGAAACCGUGCCGCUGCUUCCGCCGCGAGAUCGGCCCUCCGCCCGGCGCCGCUCGCCGGCCGCAGCCUCGGCUCGGCCCUGCCGUCUCGCUCCCCCGUACCGGCCGCCCGUGUCAUCCGCAGGGCGGCGGCGCUGGAGACGCUGCUGCCCCUGCACACGGCGGUGGCCUCGGCGCGCCUCAGGUCCUGCAUCGCCGUCGACUCCGCCUGCUGGAGCCCGCUCUCCCUAGGCCGACCACUGAGUACGUGCUGAGCGCUGUUGGUACUGCCAUGGACAUGUGACUGUUAUUGCGCGUAAUGCGCCUAGGAAUAAAGAGAGCGGAUCAUGUUGACGCUACAAGAUUUAUGAGUCUUUCAAUAAGGAAAUACCUCGUUGUUAUUCCCAGUAGAUUGGACGGAGGGAGUAUACUGUUUUAGAACACCUUGAGGUCUUCUCUUCAUUAAUACUUGUUUUAU